Porites evermanni is the source of this 17951-nucleotide messenger RNA. The record is from the annotation of a GenBank genome assembly. Lineage: Eukaryota; Metazoa; Cnidaria; Anthozoa; Scleractinia; Poritidae.
GAAACGGAAUAUAAAGCUAAAGAUAUCAGUGCAGAACUCGCUCACCCGUUAUUCGAAGUGAAGAUGAAGUCUUAUGAUGGUGUCAAAAGUCUGUGCGUGACGUGUAGAAAAUCAAUGUCACCAUAUCAUGCAUGGAAUCGCAGUCCUGUAUAAAACCAUUGCCAAAUUGCCGUUAGCUUUAAAAAUAACGUAGAGGCAGUGACAUUUGUGUAUCACCAAGCUAAAUCUCACUUGCACUUAUAAUUUUAGACUCAUCAGUAUCCAAAAGUAAUACUCCUUUUUCACGGUACUUUCUCACAGUUUCAACUGGCGGUCAUCGAAAAGUCCGCAAAUUAGCAAACUUCGGGGAGGUCGUAUCGAAAAACUUAAAAAGAUCUCAAAGAAAUGAAAAGAAGACCUAAAACAUCUAUCCUUAAACUAUACAGAAAGCUUAUUCUGAGGAUCUAUUUUGGCGUACCGACCGAUUUUUAGGCAGGUCUUUUAUGUCACUUUGGAGCCAUUCAGAAAAGGCAACGAAGUGCCUCUCCAUGGAUCUUAUACAGUAAGCAAUCUGUCACUAUAAACAAUAUCUAAAUUUUACCAAGGGGCGAGCUAUUUCUUCAUAGUAAGCAAUCAUUUGUUGGCUUUAUCCCGCUAACUUGAGAGAGCCACGAAUAAAGUGAAAUUUCAUUUCAUCAUGUUGAAGAGUUCAUUUUGGUUCAAAACGGACCCAACCGAUUUUAUUUAAUUCCCCUUAUAAACGCAAAAAAAUUAGACCAAAUUAACCCUCUUUUGUUAACUACGAUACAAUAUUCUAUCAAUGUAAAACGUAUCAGCGAAAACGAAUUUUGAGCUGUGUCAGUGCGAUUUUGGGAUUAUCUCUGAGUACUGACGUUGACUAUUCAUACCCACUGCAGAUUGCUACAAAAUUUAUUCUGGGCACUAAAUUAAAUUAUUCUCACUCACCUCAGAAUUAAAAUAUCUGUACUCCGGCUACGUUUCUGGUAAAGCGCACACGAACAAACCAAGAAUUUAUACCAAAUUUUAACUGUAUGUGGCCUUUUCAAUCAUUACCAAACCUUGCAAUCACUUUCACUCUUAUAAGCUAAGCUUAGUAACAUAUGUCGGAAGUCAAUGUCAUUGACAAGAAAAACAGGCGGUUUUAUGUUUCUGAAGGUACCCUAGCCCGCCACCCACUAAUGGCCUUGUCAAUAAAUAUAUCGCAUUCAAUCCUGUUCAGAGGCCAAAACAAGAGUAUUCAUAAUCUAGACUCGUUAACGAUGCGAAAGAAAAGGAUGCUAUCUCUAACUGCAAUUUAAAAGACACUUCACGUUUUGCAAAGGAGGGUUACCUCUUAACUUGGAACAGACAAACCGUCAGGCCGGUAAUUGUCCUUAGAACUAAUUAUAGAUGUCUAUUGACGUCACUAUAAUAAAAAGGAUAGUUUUAUUGCGCACAACUAUCCUUAGAACUAAUUAUAGAUGUCUGUUUACGUCACUAUAAUAAAAAAGAUAGUUUUAACUGCGCAUUUCCGAGGCUGUGUAUCUCAGUGAAAAGGGGUACCGGGAUCCUGCGGGGAAAAAUUAUGUCACUCUCUCAAUGUUUUUUCAAAGAAGCAGUAAAGACUAUCUGGGUCAAGUUUUACAAAUGGCAAUUUAAUUAAAGUACCAACGGAAAUUACUUAUUUUAAAGGUAAAUCUAGUGAUUUCCGUUCGCAAAGCUCUAACUGAACAACUCCCGGUUUUCCCUAUCAAAUAGCUUUCUCAGUUACGGACAUAUUUGUCAGACGUACGAGCGGUGUAGAAUUGGUCCUUAAAGGUGCACUGUCAUAUUAAUGCAAUGUAAUGCAAAACAAAUACCUCCUUAGCUUGUGUAAGCCACCCCCUCCCCUCACACAGACCGAUACCUCUUCAAUUCAAAUGAUUUGUAGCAGCUCCUGGAGCUACCAAAAAUAUUUGUAUAAAGCUUGAACAAACACUGCACCUGGACUUUAACGACAUUCAAUGUGUCGAGGAAGCCGUUUAGUUAAGAAAGUUCAGAAUGUUAAGCUUUUUCAGCCCACACAGUCUAAUUCUGAUCUCAGUGGUCGGAAGUUCUAGCAACAUCUUCUUCAUUGGCUUUAAUUGAUCCUUAAGGGUGCUGGACCAUACCCCCACAAAACAGCAUUUUGGUAACUUUUAGGAUGUUAACCAUGUUAACUGGUUCUGGAAUUUUCAAAUGAACGGCACUCGCCAUUUUUUGCGAGGGAAGUCCGCCCACUCGGCAGUGAACUAAACUGCUGAGACUUUGCAAUCGCUUCGACAAUCGAAUCAUCCAUCCAUUCAUUCCUUUUUUUUAAUUUAUUUUUAUUUUUUUUUUUUCAAUCGACAGUAUACAGAAAUUUAUAAUACAUUAAAGAUAAUACACAUUUCUAACUAAAUCUUGAAGAGUAGGCAAACGUGUGAGAAAUUACAGUGUUUGAAUGAAAACCUGAAUGUCUAAUAAUUUCCGUAAAACGGCUGUUCUGAAAUAAUCAAUAAAAUAUCAAUUGUAAACUAAAGCUACAAAGCAAAGGAUUGCGCUAAUUUUUUUUUUUUUUUUUUGGCGGGGGGCGGGGGUUGGGGGGCGUACCUGUUCUUAAAUUUUCCAGGGGCUUUCUUUGGAUUUUCCUUAUAUUUGGCUGUUAUUUUUCCCCGGAUUUUUUUACAGACAACUGUAUAGAAAAUUUUAAAAAGUGGUUCUAGAGCUUCUGGCUAUUUUAACCCCACCAAUUUUUUUUUAUUAUAAUUUAAAUUUAUAGUUAUUUUUGUUUUUAAGAUAAAUACAAUUUGUAAAAAAUGUUAAAUAAUUAAAUUUUAUUGGUAUAUUAAAUUAUAAAUGUUUUGUAUUUUUUUUUUUUUUUUUUGUUUGGAGGGGGGGGGGGGUUGGGGGGCGUACCUGUGCUUAAAUUCUCCAGAGGCUUGCUUUAGCUUUCCAUAUAUUUGUCUGUAAUUUUUCCCCGGACUUUCUUACAGACAAAUGUAUAGAAAAUUUUAAAAAGUGGUUCUAGGUCUUCUAGCGCAUGUAACGCCCUCAAUUCUUUUUUAGUAGAAUCCUUAGGAGUGAAGCUUUAGUUGACAAUUGAUAUUUUUUUCAGAACAGCUCCAUUCUACGGAAAUUAUUCGACAUUAGAUUCUCAUACAAAUACUGUAAUUUCUCACGCAUUUGCCUACACUUCAAGAUGGCGUCCAAAACCGUGACAAGGUCUGUUGUUUACAAGAUCAAAUCUUUAAAGUGCUAAAGGCAAGGAAGCCUACAUAGAAGCCGGGGGCUUAUAAACUAUGGGCUUCCGGGAUCAGAAAAGGAUUCCCACCCCCUAGCGAGGGUGGGUCAGGGUUAAGGUGUACAGUCUAACACGAGAGCUGUCACGUUCUUACAUGUACGUUAAGUGGUUCGUACUUCAGUUUAAGGUAAUUUAAAAUAUACUUGCAACAAGCAAACCUUUACGUGCUACGACUGAUUUGUGAGUCAUUAACAUAAUUAUACCCUCAAUGUUACUGCCUUAAACACAUUAUUUACUAAUAGAUCACUUCAUGGAGCCGAUUAAGUAAUCGGCUCCUGAUCACUUCCUCUUACGCUGCUCCCUCGUUGUAGCCUUUUUGGGGACAUUACAAAUGUCAGGCCAACGACUCUAAACAAUAAUUGACAUUAUCGAUUACAAGAGACUUGUCGAACAAUAUAAUUCUGUAUAAGGUUUUUGAUAAAACGAAACACAGACAUUAAUAUAUAAACUAGAACGCGAUAAGUUCUAAUAGAGCGUUCAAGCCCUCAAUUCCCUUCCCCUUCCCUUUCGAACGCCUGCCACGCAGGCUAUCAAACUGACGACGAUGACAGCAUUUAACAUGGCCAUGCUACACCGGACGUUUCACAACGACGAUUAUCAGUGUAACACAGCGUCGCAGCAUUGUCGCAACAUUGUUAUCAAAUGGUAAAAACGAAAGUUUCAACGUUGUUGUCCUAAAAAUCGUCGUCGCAAUAGUCUCGUAUAACAUCACUUUUAAACGACUGGUCAUCCCCAUUGCAAGAAUCGUAUCAAAAUUAAAUGAGUUUUAGCGAUAUCAAAAACACAUCAUAUAUAUGAAUUUAAAAAAAUGUUUAAUUUCCCUCCGGUGGAACUCACUUAUUUGGCCUAAACGGGUAUGUGCCGCUGAAUAGGGUAAUUGAUUUUCAUGGUCUUCAGUCGAUCUCAAAGUUUAAACAGGGUAAUAUAAUCAAUUUCACUAAGCGUGUAUCGUCACACUUUUUGGUCCCAUUCUUUGACCCUCACUACGAGAUUACGACAAAAAGGCUCUUUUCCGUUUACAAGGGUAAACCAGUCGGAUCACAGUUUGGGCAAAUGGUAAGGAAAUUUUCAGACUAGUUUAUGGCAUAAGAGGGUCCAGGAUUCUUCAAUCCCACCCGUCAUCCGGGCGUAAAUUUUGGCUCAAUCCGUAAACCCGACUUUCGAUCCCGAAUCUCGCCCUAUUCUGAAUCCAAACCUUCAAAUAAAACCGUAUCCCUGAACCCGAAAAAUGUAUUGGGGGCCGUAAAAGAAAAAUAACGCCGGGAAAGCCUGAACUUUAAUUUAGUUUAGGGUCGCCGCUCGUCUACUAGAAAGGGAGAACGAAGCGGUAUAACGUUAGUGUGUAAGUUCAUUCGUAAGUUCCCCAUCAAAAAAUGUUAAUAACUACGCUUCAUGGAUGGCGUGUAACGUUAUUUAAGAUAUCGACUUCAAAAAAAUCUGCCUAAGUUUGACAAACGGAGCGUGUUAGAUAAAACGAUGAGGAAUAUAUAUUUUUUUAUUUAGCAUUUCAAUUUUUGAAAGAAGUUGGGGGGUGCCAUAAUAACAUGAAAUGCAUCUUGCACAUGUCGACAACAACUCUUGUUUGUCUCAUGAUGUUGAAUUGUUUGUUGUUUGUUUGUAUAUGAAAUAAAUUGAAGGGCGAGUUUUAUCAAGGACACAUGCAGAUUGCCGUUAACUUCGUCCAUAAAAAGGAAGAAGAAAAGCCAUUUCGUUUUUUUUUUGUUAUAUAUAUAUUUGAUUUGAUUUUUUUUUGGGGGGGGGGGGGGGGGGGGACUAGUAUUUUUUUUCCAUAAGACGAUAGUUAGGAACAAGGCAUUGAGCUGUAUCUGAAUUAAUGAAAUUGAGAAUGCUUUCAGUUUUAUGAAGCUCUAUUAAUAUUAUAGCUUUCGUGGGGUCAGUUUAAAGUUUAAAAAUAUAUUUAGUAGAGGUGCCUGGUUAGGUGACCUUUUAUUAGCAUUAGGUGGUCCCCAUAGCCAAUAUCUAAAAGAAAUCCAUUCAUUUGGUGACUCUAAUAAACACCAAAAAAAGCCGAAUCACGCCUGAGGCCAUCAGUAUACAGGCAACCGAGGUAGUUCAAAGUGAAACUGAAAUUUUGAAGUUCCUUGCCUGAGUUCUACGAAUGCAGAUAAAAAAAGCUGUACAUCAAUAUUUAUAUCUUGAGCUGGAUUUUGAGAACAUUAGGUCGCGAAAUAGGCCUUUUCCUUCAUCUCCAACAUAAACCAACAUAGUUAACAUAAAAACUAAAAGUGUAACUAAUGCAAUUCUAUCCCCCCACCCCACCACGUCCUUUCUUUCUCCUCGCACUUAAAAUCACUUCUCUUCUUUUCUUUCGUCACUUGUGAAUUUCGGUCGUCAUCGGACGCAAAAAAGCGUUCCUUCUGGCCCUUUUCGACGCAGAUGGCGCCAAAUUUCGCUAAGUUUGUGUUUUUAAAAAUCCAGCUUACUUUAUCUUGUCAUUAUCAUUAAGGUCACAAAUUGCCAAGCCGGCGGCGCCGGCCUACUUUAAUGCUUAUAAGUAAGUCAUAACAAACUAUUUGCUUACUUAUGACGAACACCUUUACGGUGGAACAUAACUCAUGAAUAGUUCCGUUAGCAUUACUAGAAAUAAAAUGCAAAACAUAACAAAGCUAUUUCCCCAAGUUUCCUUCUUCGCAUGUCAGUAAACAACGUAAAUGAUAAUUACCAAGGUAAAACACAUAACCUGCCUUAACCAAAGACCAAUAAUAGUGCAUUCAAAACAUAAAUACUAGAUCACCACAUCACCUCGGGUGGUCUUCCUACACAUAUUCCGUUAUUGAAUUAUAAGACUGAAAUAAGAUGAAUCGAAACAGAAACGUAACUUAGCGCCUCAGGAGGUCUUGUUCGUGAUCUCAUGUAGUUCAAAACUCAAAGCAGUUGAUGAAUCAUCACAAACUUGUUAACAGCCAGAGGCAGCAUUGUUGCGAAUUAGGGAUAUGGAGUCCAAAAAGUUAUUUGUCUUCAUAACGUUAUUGUUUAUUCUAAGCUGUGAGCUGUUAAGCCGGACAAGUUCUGAUGCGUUUGAGGGGCCAAAACGGAGGAAAUACAGACGACGAAGGCGACUUGAUCAAAGAAGACGUUUUGAAAGACGGGAAGAUGCUUUUGUGUCUUCCGUCUUAAGGAAGAACUUGCACGGCGUUUCCAAUUUGGUACUGUUUUGUUUUAAAUUAGAAAUAACAAUCACUAUUCUAUACCACUCUUAAUUACCAAAAUUUGAUAGCCAAUUUGAUUUAUGAAGCUCUGAGUAGGUUAAACUGAGAACUUGGCAAUUUAUUGGCCAUUUAUUUGUUGGAAAAUCACUAUAGAGUAUACUUGAAUUGCUGAGUUACUAUUCUGAAAAAAAAGUAAGAAAGAAAAGUUAAAGUCCAGAUCCUGUGUUCUCUACUUUUACCUAAAGGAUAAACUUUAUUUUUAUCUUAUCUUAUUUCCUCACUAUGGAGUUUUGAAUAACUAAUCGUUGGACAAUUUGUCAGAAUUUUUUUUCCUAGAGCACUUCUUUAUUCUAACUCCAAGCCUUAGUCCAUCACAACCUCAGUGUUGUACAGCUUUUUGUUGACUAUUAGCGAGCCAAACGAAUUGUGUUUAUCUAGUGGUAAAAGACUGAAGAAAAUAAAGGGAAAAAAGCCACAUUGAAUCGAAAAACAUUGCGGAAGAUAAAUCGCGCACAGAAUGGAAGAGGAAGUUGGAACACCGACAAAAGAAAAAAAUUACUAACUUGAAUAUAGUACAAGAAAGAAUACCGCUUGCUUUGUUUGCACGUUUCCAUGCGUAAAUACAAAAGAACAGGUUGAAUCAACCAUGCUCAGUACUUGUUUACGACCUGCAGGUGGAAACGUGCAAGGUAUUUGGCAGUAGUGGAAUUCGGUUUAUGACUAUGGCGGUAACAUCACAAUAUGCCGCUGUGAUGUUACCGCCAUAGUCAUAAACCGAAUUCCACUACUGUACUUUUUAGGUUUGACUAUUUUCUGAUUAUUGUUUGUUCUUUCUUUCUUUCUUUUUUUUUUCUUUUUUUUUUUUUUAUGGCGGUGGGGGGUAUUCUAAUUAUUUAGUUAUUCUUUAUGCCAUAUUAUUUCCUUUUCCACUCUGCCACGAGCCCUAUUUAAUUGUUAUAACUAAUACAGACUGCAUAUAAUCAUUUAUUUAACGGGCCUGAAGAAAAAAUAUCAAGCACGUGGAAAUUUGUUUUGUUGAUAUAAUUAUAUUAAUUCAUUUAAUCGUUUAUUGAUACAUGAAGUUUAAAAGAUAUGACAAUUGUUAUAAUCACUGAUCUGUGGCAUUAAUUUGUUUUUAAUUUGUCAAUUACAUCAGGACACAAGAAGAGCACAGCGUCGAAUGGCAAGCGUUCCACUUUGACUCCAGAUCAGCUGACUUUAAACAAACGGAAAAGAGACGUACCACCGUAUUAGAGAGGCAUGAUUUUUAAGUACACAUAGGGUUGACAUACAGUGUGGAUUCAGACAUGAUAAUACAAACACAAAGGAUAAAAUACUGGUUAAGAGAGAGUAAGGCGAUGGUCAAAUGAUUUUUUUGUUGUGCCAAGUUCUCAGUUUAGAUUCACUUAAUCAAAUAGCAGGGUUAUACAGCCCGAAGGUGCUUUUAUUAACACAAACUGUGCAUCUAAACUAGUCGUGAAACGUCAAUCCAACAUUGCAGGAUUUAAUACUUAAACCGACAGCUAAUAUCAAUGACAGCGUGGUUAAAAGCUAACCAGCACCUCUACAAAGAUGAUCGAUAACCUGAUGCUGGAAUAGCAAAGCAGUGAUGAACAUUGGAGUACUGACCAAACUUUAGGCUGGUUUUUCACAACGGAGUCGGAGUCGGAGUCGUAAUCAGAAGCGUAGAGCUUAUGAUCUAGUGAAAACAGCGUUCCGAUUCCGUUUACGACUCCGUCGCUUACGUUCCGCUUAUGAUCUAGUGAAAACCAGAUUGUGGGGGUCAGAAGCAGAAGCGGAAGAACUAAACCAAUCACAAAGCGUGAGAACGUGCAUUGUGAUUGGUUUAUCCUUCGACUUCUUCUUCCGACUCCGACAAUCUGGUUUUCACUAGAUCAUAAGCAGAACGUAAGCGACGGAGUCAUAAGAGGAGUCAGAAGAAAUGGAAACGUGCUGAUUCUUCUGACUCCGAUUCCGUCGAGCUUAUGACUUCGCUUACGACUCCGAUUUUUGAUCUUCGCUAGGUCAUAAGCGCUCUUACCACUCCACUUACGACUCCGACUCCGACUUCGACUCCGAUUCCGUCGCUAGGGGAUUAACAGUGUAAAGUCAGAUUAAAACGAGUAAAGUCUUAUUUAAAGGAAGUUGUGAUAAUCAAAACAGACGAAAACAGACAAGUAGGGCAUAUCAUAUAAAUUUUCUUGAAGAUUUUAAAGACUGUAGCAAUGAAUAAAAAUCGUUUAGUACCGUAGUCCAGUGUGUACUGGGCCUCUUAACUAAGCUUUUUGGGGUGAUUUUUCAUUUUUCACUUUCGGUAACAAAAUACUUCUUACAACAAAUGUAUAUCGGAAAAUCGGCCCCAAUCAAAUUCUGUAUCUGUAUCUUCGUAGGUUCACAAAAGAAAAGAAAAAACGUUAAAAAUCUAGCAAGUAGAAUUUCAAAAAAAAAACAGAAAAACUAACGCUGAAAAAAGUUGUCAUGCUCCAUCUAUCUGCUUAAGCGAUAAAUUCGUACCUGGAUCCUAGAGUUUCAGGAUUUAUUCUUUCGAAUUCACACUUUUCCAGCCAUUUUCUCGAGGCACACUGUAGCAGGAGCCGUGUUGCCUCAAAAUUAACUACAUCUAUCUGUCAUUUUUAGCAUAAGUUCCCCUGACAAAAUAAACGGCUAAUUGUAGAUCAUGAAAAAAAGGAAACGAACCGUUAACUUUGACAUCGACAUACACAAUUCAUUUAACAGACGAAAAGGAGUAAAACAAAACAAAUAUUAUUGUGCCUGACAAUCGACAAAAUGCCCCUCCAUUCCCCAUAACGGAUGAAGCGCACGUUAGAUACUCAAAAGAAUUAAAUAGAAUUUUACUUAGCUUUUAUAUAGAUUUCAUCUAACCUGAGAUUCAGAAGUUAACUAAAAUUAAUUCUAAAAAUAGAUUCUUUUCGACUUCAUCGAUAAUGACACUUUAAAAUAACAUGUUUAAAACAAAAUGAGAGUUUAAUGUUUUAAAACAUGUGUCGAUGGUUAAGCAGAAACAAAUCAUUUCUUAUUCAAAUUCAGAACUGGAAAAAAUAAGAGUUUCGUUUAUUUUGUCUCGACGCUUUAUUAUUUAAAAAAACGAAAUAGGGCUGCUUACUGCAUGAGGGUUACGUAAUCAAUCAAAGAAUCGUCUUAAGGCCUUAAAGAAACUAGUUUGGUUGAUCAGGGAGUGUUGUUAUCCGAGAAAAAUUUAUUAUCUAUCUUCGGGCCUCUUUUAAAUUGUCUUUGAUGUCCUUUCUCUCCUUUAAGUGAUUCCCUCCAAGAGUAUAUACUCUCCAGGCAUCUCCUUUCCACUUGUUGGCAAAACUCUCUUAGUUCAGCAUUGGUGUUCACCUUAGGUAAAGCAAAAAGAAGAAAGAAAGAAAAGAAAAGAAAAUGUAUAUAUAUGUAUUAAUGACAACUCUGCCACGAGCCCUAUUUAAUUGUUAUAACUAAUACAGACUGCAUAUAAUCAUUUAUUUAACGGGCCUGAAGAAAAAAUAUCAAGCACGUGGAAAUUUGUUUUGUUGAUAUAAUUAUAUUAAUUCAUUUAAUCGUUUAUUGAUACAUGAAGUUUAAAAGAUAUGACAAUUGUUAUAAUCACUGAUCUGUGGCAUUAAUUUGUUUUUAAUUUGUCAAUUACAUCAGGACACAAGAAGAGCACAGCGUCGAAUGGCAAGCGUUCCACUUUGACUCCAGAUCAGCUGACUUUAAACAAACGGAAAAGAGACGUACCACCGUAUUAGAGAGGCAUGAUUUUUAAGUACACAUAGGGUUGACAUACAGUGUGGAUUCAGACAUGAUAAUACAAACACAAAGGAUAAAAUACUGGUUAAGAGAGAGUAAGGCGAUGGUCAAAUGAUUUUUUUGUUGUGCCAAGUUCUCAGUUUAGAUUCACUUAAUCAAAUAGCAGGGUUAUACAGCCCGAAGGUGCUUUUAUUAACACAAACUGUGCAUCUAAACUAGUCGUGAAACGUCAAUCCAACAUUGCAGGAUUUAAUACUUAAACCGACAGCUAAUAUCAAUGACAGCGUGGUUAAAAGCUAACCAGCACCUCUACAAAGAUGAUCGAUAACCUGAUGCUGGAAUAGCAAAGCAGUGAUGAACAUUGGAGUACUGACCAAACUUUAGGCUGGUUUUUCACAACGGAGUCGGAGUCGGAGUCGUAAUCAGAAGCGUAGAGCUUAUGAUCUAGUGAAAACAGCGUUCCGAUUCCGUUUACGACUCCGUCGCUUACGUUCCGCUUAUGAUCUAGUGAAAACCAGAUUGUGGGGGUCAGAAGCAGAAGCGGAAGAACUAAACCAAUCACAAAGCGUGAGAACGUGCAUUGUGAUUGGUUUAUCCUUCGACUUCUUCUUCCGACUCCGACAAUCUGGUUUUCACUAGAUCAUAAGCAGAACGUAAGCGACGGAGUCAUAAGAGGAGUCAGAAGAAAUGGAAACGUGCUGAUUCUUCUGACUCCGAUUCCGUCGAGCUUAUGACUUCGCUUACGACUCCGAUUUUUGAUCUUCGCUAGGUCAUAAGCGCUCUUACCACUCCACUUACGACUCCGACUCCGACUUCGACUCCGAUUCCGUCGCUAGGGGAUUAACAGUGUAAAGUCAGAUUAAAACGAGUAAAGUCUUAUUUAAAGGAAGUUGUGAUAAUCAAAACAGACGAAAACAGACAAGUAGGGCAUAUCAUAUAAAUUUUCUUGAAGAUUUUAAAGACUGUAGCAAUGAAUAAAAAUCGUUUAGUACCGUAGUCCAGUGUGUACUGGGCCUCUUAACUAAGCUUUUUGGGGUGAUUUUUCAUUUUUCACUUUCGGUAACAAAAUACUUCUUACAACAAAUGUAUAUCGGAAAAUCGGCCCCAAUCAAAUUCUGUAUCUGUAUCUUCGUAGGUUCACAAAAGAAAAGAAAAAACGUUAAAAAUCUAGCAAGUAGAAUUUCAAAAAAAAAACAGAAAAACUAACGCUGAAAAAAGUUGUCAUGCUCCAUCUAUCUGCUUAAGCGAUAAAUUCGUACCUGGAUCCUAGAGUUUCAGGAUUUAUUCUUUCGAAUUCACACUUUUCCAGCCAUUUUCUCGAGGCACACUGUAGCAGGAGCCGUGUUGCCUCAAAAUUAACUACAUCUAUCUGUCAUUUUUAGCAUAAGUUCCCCUGACAAAAUAAACGGCUAAUUGUAGAUCAUGAAAAAAAGGAAACGAACCGUUAACUUUGACAUCGACAUACACAAUUCAUUUAACAGACGAAAAGGAGUAAAACAAAACAAAUAUUAUUGUGCCUGACAAUCGACAAAAUGCCCCUCCAUUCCCCAUAACGGAUGAAGCGCACGUUAGAUACUCAAAAGAAUUAAAUAGAAUUUUACUUAGCUUUUAUAUAGAUUUCAUCUAACCUGAGAUUCAGAAGUUAACUAAAAUUAAUUCUAAAAAUAGAUUCUUUUCGACUUCAUCGAUAAUGACACUUUAAAAUAACAUGUUUAAAACAAAAUGAGAGUUUAAUGUUUUAAAACAUGUGUCGAUGGUUAAGCAGAAACAAAUCAUUUCUUAUUCAAAUUCAGAACUGGAAAAAAUAAGAGUUUCGUUUAUUUUGUCUCGACGCUUUAUUAUUUAAAAAAACGAAAUAGGGCUGCUUACUGCAUGAGGGUUACGUAAUCAAUCAAAGAAUCGUCUUAAGGCCUUAAAGAAACUAGUUUGGUUGAUCAGGGAGUGUUGUUAUCCGAGAAAAAUUUAUUAUCUAUCUUCGGGCCUCUUUUAAAUUGUCUUUGAUGUCCUUUCUCUCCUUUAAGUGAUUCCCUCCAAGAGUAUAUACUCUCCAGGCAUCUCCUUUCCACUUGUUGGCAAAACUCUCUUAGUUCAGCAUUGGUGUUCACCUUAGGUAAAGCAAAAAGAAGAAAGAAAGAAAAGAAAAGAAAAUGUAUAUAUAUGUAUUAAUGACAAUAGCAGGAAUAGCCCGAAUAAUCCUAAGCCGUAAUUUAUUAAUGGAAUAAACUAUCUGCAUGCCUUGAUCCCUUGAUAUUUUUCAUAAUAAAAAAUAAAUUAAAUUUUUUCAUUUUGUUAUGAGAAAAUUCAAGACUCGAGUUUGAAGAACCCAGAUGACUUCCUAAAUGCAAAGUUUGAAAGCCAUGUAAAGGUUCAAAGUCGUAUACGUCGAAUACCCGACCUCAAAUCAAACAAAACGGCCACUUCCUGUUCUUAAGACCAUUAGAAACUUCAAGUAAUUGUUCUUUAUUUUCCGUUAUCAUAAACUGCAGGUGUGUGUACCGUGAGUUUGUUGAAUGGAUUGAACAAUAAAAUAAACCCGCACGCAGGCGCAGGUGGGGUUCGGGCAGAGAAGAAUACAAUACAACAAAAGGUUACUUUAGAGAAGGUAAAUAAACAUAAAAAAAACUCCAUAAGUCGAUGAUCUGAAUCAAAUAAGUUCAAAACAGCUUUGUUGCAAAGUCUAAAAUUUAAAACGUGGUCUCUUUAAGACGGAAUAAAGUUAGGUUAUUUCAUUUUGACAACAUCUGCCAUAAUCACAGUUUAAUUUGUGAGAAAUACAGAAUUGAUAUUAACGAUAAAAAAUAAAGGGGACAAAUCUGACUUAAACCUAUAUCCGAGGUGUUCUUUGUUCGGCCCAUUUUUUGCAGAGUGCUUUUUAAUCAAAAAAUGAGGCUUAAAAAAAAUAAGAUAAAAUAAACCAUACUUUCCUUUUAAACUGGCCAAAUUUGUAAGCCUAGGAAACGUUUCAGAAAUUCGUUUUUAAAAAGAGAGGAAAAGCAAGCGAUUACGUAUCGAAUGACAUUCAAACGUCUUUACGAUAUUUUAUAGAUUGCUAAGAAUAAUUGAAUGCUUUUUAAAAUAAUUCACCUGAAGAUUUUAGAAAAUAUAUUAUACAAUGAUAUUAUUUAAAUAGCUCUUUAGUUAAUUUAAUAAUACGCCAAGAAACCGAAGCCAAUUAAGGAAGGCUUUAGGUAACGUUUCAUUUAUACAAACAGGGAACCAGUAUAAACAAAAAUAAAAAGAUGGUAUCUUCAAUCCUCAAUGCGUGUAUGAAAAAGGAAGAAACAAUUAAGGCCUUUCCAUGACAAAUUUUCCAAAAAACAAACAUUCAUGAACUGAACACCAGAGUAGGAAUUAAAGUCAGUGACUCAACCGACAAGUAUUUGUUUUUUCUUAAAAGUAGAACAGCAGGUUAUAUGAAGCUGUUAAAUAAAUCUUAAUCUUAACAUGAGUCUGUCGAUGACAUCCUUAACUGAAAAUAUUUGUAUGUUUACAAUCGUUUUCACUAUACAAGUAAAAGGUGUUGGAUAUGGAGAUUGUAAGCUUGAUGUGGGUAUAUCUGUGAUGUCAGUUUACAUUUACGUAGUGAUACUGCCUAAGUUUGUGAGCUUUUGUGGAUAAAAUCCUGAGGAGUAAGCAUUAACCGACAACUUUUAUGUGGAGUUACUUUGCGAUAUCUACCGAUUUUUCUAGUAGGAAGUAUGUACAAGUUACUUCAAAUACCUCUGGAGCUAAAUCACGUUUUCCAUGUCUAGUGUGCGCUAAAAACGACAAUGAUGGCGGUAAGAGAAGAGAAAACAGAAGUAGAAACGUCGUAGCGAAGAUUUUUGUCUCCAUGAUCAAUUACGUUUCCAAUACUCGUUGCCAGCUUUCGUCUUACGUCAAAAGCGAUAACCAAUUGAAAACAGACUGUGAAGUUCUCAAAGCCAAAGUCCUUUUAUAGUGUAACCUAAGCUAGCCGCAGGGUAAGAAAAAGCCAAGACAGGGUUCCGGGCCUCGUGAUAACAGAAUACUAUUUGAAAUAUUCGAUUCAAUUAUAUUGGCUUCCCUGGAUGGCGUGCUUGAUCCCAGUUUCCCUCCCACUCUCAGCGAUUUCUCAUUAAUAUUUUGAGCAAAAGAUAGCGUAGGUAAAACGACACCAACGCCUACUUUUUAUCGAAAGAAUAAACUACCAAAAAAGACAUUUAAUCAAUUGUUGCUUUUUAAAAAGUAAAUAUUUUACGCUGUUUUAUGGUUUAUUUUACACUUUCCUUGCCCUCUUUGCAAUGUUUGUAGCACGCAAAUUACAACAUUAACAAAAUAACUGAAGCAGAUCGGUUGUCUUAGAAAUGCUUCUUGUAGCUUGCUGUUUUAAAGGAACUUACAAACACCAAAGAAUAUGAUAUACAUGUGGACAAGGGAACUUUUAACUUAUCUUCUCCACUAGAAACACUAUAACAAAAAGAUUUUGUUAAGACUUUUUUGGAAAUGUUGUGAUUGUCUGGGCUACAUUAAGUUCCACUGAGAUAAAAUAGGACAGUACCGAUGUGAAAAUAUUUUGGUCGCUCAGGCAUUUGUUUUUAACUGUUACAUUUAUUUUAUUUAGUUUCAUGCCUAUGCUUUAAAUUAUUUAAAAAUCACACUUUCUCAAAAACGUUAAAAGGAAAAACACACGUCGAGAAGGAAAGAUUCAGUCAGGCCCAGGAAAAGCUAUGGUGUAUCGUAAGUACAUGGUAUUGUAUGAAGGUACACUGAUUUUAUCUCUUAUUAAAACAUUUGCAGAAAAAUAAAUAACUUCUUUUGUCACAGCAGGGUUUCUUUAACUAAUCCUUAAAAUCUGCAAGAUGUAAAGAGAUUUUAUUUUAUACAUUCACAUUUCCGUAAAACAAAUCCCUCCUUAAAAAAUGAUCCUACGAUCCGCAAUAAGACACUUCCUCUUGUUUCAAAGUGCGGCUCUGGUGCACGUAUACUUUCAAAGUAUCAUAUCGGAUAUGAAAAAACAUUUUCACCCACACGUUACUGAAAUAUACUCGUUUUCAUGUGAAUGCUUGUGCGCCAUACUUUACUUUGAUAAAAAUGCUUUUCCUCAUUACAAUUUAUCAGCUAUUUUAGAUCAUUAUAGAACAAGGUUCGGCAGGCCAAAGGAAAAAAGGACAUAAAAGACGGCACGACUUUGGUGUAAGAGUCAUUUAUUUUAUUAUUUGCAAAAUGCAGGAGUGUUUUCCCGACUGGUAUUCAUUUUAUACUUUCGCAAAUCCCCACGCCUUUUGUUCCAUUGACUCGAGAAUUAAUUCCAGCAGAACGCUUUGAACGUGAAAAUCCUUACGCUCAUAUAUUGUGCUAGGUCUCAGGUAUAAUCAAACGUCUUAUUACGUAAUACACGCCCUCUACCUCUUUCGGCAUCAAUUAGAUAUUUUCGAUUCAAAAUCUUUUGGAUAUCUGUAUAAGCCAGAUGAAAAAGAAAACUGCUUUUCCUCUCUUCUAAUCUAAUAGUCGAUCAAGAAUUCUAAUAUAAUAAUUUACCAAUCUUUAAAUAAUAUUUGGCGAAGGCUAAAAUGAUAUAGGGUUAUUUUACAAAAAACUAGAGAACAUACAAUAUAACUGCAAAAUGUGAAAUAACAAAACUUUAGAACAAUUUCAGAUUUGAGAACUUGGGUAUAUCCUUUUCGACUGACCUUUGUCCCUAAUUAUACUAGGCGUCAUUUGCUUAAGUUUCCACGUUCAUUAAAAUAAAGCCUGAUAAAAAACGGAAAAUUUGAUAUAAAGAUUAAUUUAUCACGUUUAUUUAAUAAGUGAAAUGAACCGCAACUGUAGUGGUUUCUUUUUUUUUCAAGUACUAGUGUCCUUUGGUUCAUUCUUUGUUUCUUCAUUUCAUUUUUAUUUUUUUGGUAUUUAUUAGAAAAUAUUAUUUCGUAUCUAAACACUGGUCUCGUUUAAAAUCCUAAUUUAGAGGUUAGCCGAAUAAUUCGCUUCCUCUUAAAGAUAGUUUCAGUAGAUAACUAUAAUUAAAUCAACGAAAAUCGAUCAACGUCUUCAAUUUUAUCCAUGUUGUCGUUUAUAGUGAGGUUUGUCGACUGAUUUUUGGUAUUCUAAAGUUUUGCAAUGGUGAUUAGGAUGCGGGGAGUUAAACAAAACAAAAAAUCGCCACCUUUUUUCUAAACUGCGGACCCAAAGUUUAGGCCUUUUCGGAAGAGAUCCUUCCGAUUAUGAGUAAAUCGUACUAUCAAAAUACACCAAUGGGUAGUUACUGGGCUUGACUUAUAAUCCCCGCACAGCCAACAUCGAUCAUGAAUAAAAUGCAGCAAGAGGUCUAAACGUCAUGAUCAAUAUCAAAGUAACUAUCAUGCAUCAAGGGUUUAACCUUAUCACACACAAGCUAUGCUUAUUAUAACAACGGAUCUUUACCCCAGCAUCGUUUGUUAAACAAGGAAAGCAAGAAGAGUUAAAAACACACAUAAUUAUUUAACCGAGGCAAAAAUUUUUGAAAAUUAAAGGGAAACAUUCUAUGAAGAUGACUGUUUUUAGUCAAAAGUUUCGCGUUAUUUUCCUUUUGAAACUCCUUUAAGCUUGUAAAGUUAAAAGUUUUAAAGCAAAUGUUAUGGAUUAGCUCGAUUAGUGCAAGUAAUCUUAGUUGUACGUUUAAUUCAUCCGAAAAAAAAAAGUAUAAAUUGAAGUUCUUAUUAAAUGGGGCGAUGCAACUUGAAGUAAAGCAACUUUGCGAAGCCUGAUAAUGGAAGAGGUUAAACCUUAGCUUGACAAGCUUUUCCGUCACUCAUUGACAGCCAAAGGUACUAACAUUAAGUGCAGUUUAUCACAAUAAUAAUUUUAAUCAAAAAAUGAAAAGAAGCAGAACUCUAAUAACUUUUAUUUUCAGUAAUUCUGGUUUUUAUACAAAAUGUAUGUUGCCAUGAAAAAAAGGUGAGGAAAUUUCCUCAAUAGCACUAUACAAAGGCAGGUACUACUUUUACAAUUAGCCUGUUUAAGACUAAUAGUUUCACUUGCGGUUUAUUUUUCUAGAGUUACCGUGGUGAAAAUAAGGGCUGGAGUUUUUUCAUGAUAAAUUCUUUAAAACCAAAUAUGUUGUCUCUCUCUUUGCAAUUCCAGCUAAAUUUAUUUGUGUCUUAUAAUGGCCCUUCUUAAAGUUAAUCAUUGAAAGCAACGCUAGUCAUUUGAUGUUUACUGACUUGAAGCGGAUUUAGGUGUUAACGAGCAUUAAUAAUUGGAGAUGCGCGAAAAAACGGUCAAACAUGGUCGCCUCAUUUAAGUGUUUUUUUGUAUCUUGACAUAAUUGUUUGUUACAAUUUUUAUUAACAAUUUACAUUAAGUACAAUCUCUUUCAACGGGCUAAGCAAUAAAUUAACACGUAAUAGAAUAUCCAGAAAAGAAAUUAUUUUCCCUAAAGAAGGAAAUAAAGUUAAGUCGAUUAUAUGGUUUAAUCGUUUACGCCGUUGUGUGAAAAGCGGGUCGAUUAAUUCGAACGAAAUCGCCAAGUUUUUCUCAGAGCUUAUAAAGUGCGUUCAAAAGCGAUUUUGUUAGAAUCAUCUCCGAGAUAGAGCUAGUCAAGAGUCAUUUCAUUUAUCGGCAGAAUGACCAAGAUAGGCAGUGUAGUGGCCUUGUCCUGUUUUCUUCUUCUUUGUCAACAAUUGAGGCAAAUUGACAGUUUCGCAACCAGUUUGAUGCCAGGUCAAGGGAAAAGAAACCUAGCUUCCGGUAAUGUUUACGACCGGGAAAACGAACGAAGUAAACUUUGGGGAAAGGAUGUUGGUAAGUAA